AAUUCAAAUAUUCGAACGGAAACAUUCUACAAUUCUGCUCUGAUAAACCGAACGUUUAACUAGAAAAUCUUGGGCAGAAAAAUGCAUUGGCUUAAAUUAUUACUGAAAAUAGGACUUAUAAUCUCUAUUAAUUUUUAUAAUUGUGUCUUAAAUGAAGAUUCCUACUGGAUACGCGGGAUCUCUUGGGUUAAUAUACAAAAUAUUUCAUACGAAACGGAUAUUCUUUACUUCUUUUUCAUGCUGAGAUUAGGGUAUGUGAAAUUUCGACUUUAUAAAAUACCUUCCGUUUUUUCUGCUGCAACGAAAGUUUACCUGUGCACAGGAGACAAAAUAUACAAAUAUCAUCUGAAAAAUCUGCGACGAUUAUUCUUUGUUGAAGGAAACACAAUCUUCGGAUACUCCUACAAUAAUAUACUUACCGCACGAUUAGAAUUAGACAAAUAUAUUUAUUAUGUCGAACCAAUUGGUGAGUAUCGUUUUAUGGGUUUCAAAGAUACGAAUAUUAUUUAUGACGCAAAAAACGUUAAAUAUAAAAUUAAACGGCAAAAUAUAAAUCUUAUUUGUGACGAACUAACGAAUGAAACUGAAUCGGUGGACACAAACUGCGAUUACGCAAAGCCCAGCAAAAGUAAAUUCAAUAUUCACAAUAGGAAAAGGAAUCGAAGAAGUUGCUCGUUAGAACUGUUGGCAGACUACACGUACAUUCGAAAAAUGAAUUUCGACAUUGAAAAAACAGUAGGACAAAUGAUGUUCUACGCUAUGCAUGCAGAUUAUGUUUUUAAAAAUUUAGACCUAGACGAAGAUGGAAUUCCUGAUAGAAUAAGGUUUAAUGUGAAGAAGGUUACGCUUUUUCGAGACGAAACAAGCCCCGAAUCUCCUUUUCGGAAAAAUUUUAAAUACAAUUAUACGACGUUUUUAGAUCAUUUAGCUCAAUAUUCUCAUCCCUAUUGCAUGCUGAUCUGUUUUUGUCAUAGAGAUUUCGGGUCUAACUCGACGUAUUCAGUAGGAAAAGCGAGGAGGUAUAUGUUCCCAUCAAACACUUAACGGUGUUAAGAUAAUGAAUAAUGUAGCUUUCGUUACGGAUAUAGAAAACGGUCUGCAAUUGCCAAUGCUUGAAGUACCGCAAAUGUACUGCAUCAAUUGGGUCAUGCAUUUGGUUGUCCACACGAUCCCCGAAAUUGUAAACGAAAAGAUACCAGCGGAUAUUACAUCAUGCAUCCUAACAUUCGUGUUUGGGCUUCCGGUACUUUUAAUUUUUCUACGUACUGCAAGAAGAAAAUCAGACAAUUCAUAGAAAGAAAAGGUAAGGAAGAUUG
Molecule: messenger RNA, 1316 nt
Organism: Centruroides sculpturatus (bark scorpion)
Lineage: Eukaryota; Metazoa; Arthropoda; Arachnida; Scorpiones; Buthidae
Exons: 2
Coding region: 82-1044 (320 amino acids)
Biological process (GO): Notch signaling pathway; membrane protein ectodomain proteolysis
Cellular component (GO): plasma membrane
Molecular function (GO): metalloendopeptidase activity
Source: RefSeq, a predicted model, not a curated record